Molecule: messenger RNA, 2807 nt
Organism: Gossypium raimondii (Peruvian cotton)
Lineage: Eukaryota; Viridiplantae; Streptophyta; Magnoliopsida; Malvales; Malvaceae
Product: boron transporter 1
Exons: 12
Coding region: 424-2577 (717 amino acids)
Biological process (GO): monoatomic ion homeostasis; transmembrane transport; monoatomic anion transport
Cellular component (GO): plasma membrane
Molecular function (GO): solute:inorganic anion antiporter activity
Source: RefSeq, a predicted model, not a curated record
CCUAUGCCCCAUACAUUGCAUCUAAGAACCCAUUUUCAACCCCUAACGGUGCCUUCUCUUCCAUAAACACAUUACCCAAAAGAAUUUUCAGCCUUCCCAAACAUACUGCAAUUAUGUAAAUUUAGUGCCUUAUACUCUGAUCCAUCGUCUUUAACUUUCUUUGCUCAUUUUCCUGGAAAAAAAAAAACGAAAAAGAAGUUGUUCAACAUGAACAUCUUCUAUCUUCGCUAAACCUUUUUAUCUUUACUUUGAAACUCACAAAAUCAUGUAAUUUACAUGAUCGCAGGUUCAAAACUCUCGUUUGUUUCCAAUAGCUGAUAUUCUUGAUCAUUUUCAGUCUUUUUUUCUUUUACCUCACUUAGAAGAUUAUUGAAGGAAGAGGGAACUAAAGCCAGUUGUUUAGAGUUUAGAUAAAAACUAACCAUGGAGGAGACCUUUGUGCCUUUACGAGGCAUCAAAAAUGACCUCAGAGGCAGAUUGAUGUGUUACAAACAAGACUGGACUGGUGGCUUUAAAGCAGGCUUCAGGAUUCUGGCUCCCACCACUUACAUUUUCUUCGCCUCUGCCAUUCCCGUCAUUUCAUUUGGUGAACAACUCGAGAGAAAUACCGAUGGAGUGCUCACAGCAGUUCAAACCUUAGCAUCUACAGCACUUUGUGGGAUCAUACACUCGAUAAUCGGAGGUCAACCUUUGCUGAUACUAGGAGUUGCUGAGCCAACUGUCAUCAUGUAUACAUUCAUGUUCAACUUUGUCAAAGACGUACCUGAUUUGGGUCGGGACCUAUUUCUAGCUUGGUCUGGAUGGGUAUGUGUGUGGACUGCAGCCUUGCUGUUCUUACUGUCUAUCUUGGGAGCAUGUUCCAUUAUCAACAGGUUUACCCGUGUGGCAGGCGAAUUGUUCGGUCUGCUUAUAGCUAUGCUGUUUAUGCAGCAAGCCAUCAAAGGCAUUGUGGAAGAGUUCCGAAUUCCACAACACGAAAAUCCCAAACUCACAGAGUUUACACCUUCAUGGAGGUUUGCCAAUGGGAUGUUUGCUCUGGUUUUGUCAUUUGGCCUUCUUUUUUCGGCAUUAAGAAGCCGAAAAGCAAGGUCUUGGCGCUACGGGACUGGUUGGCUUAGAAGCUUUAUAGCAGACUAUGGUGUGCCAUUUAUGGUACUUGUGUGGACAGCAGCGUCUUACAUACCAUCCGCAAGUGUUCCGAAAGGAGUCCCACGUCGUCUCUUCAGCCCGAAUCCCUGGUCCCCUGGUGCUUAUGAAAAUUGGACAGUUAUCAAGGACAUGCUAAAUGUUCCAGUUGUGUAUAUCAUUGGAGCUUUCAUUCCAGCCACAAUGAUUGCAGUGCUUUAUUACUUUGACCAUAGCGUAGCAUCUCAGCUUGCUCAGCAGAAAGAGUUUAAUUUGAGAAAACCAUCUUGUUACCAUUAUGACUUACUUCUUUUGGGAUUCUUGACAUUGUUAUGUGGUCUUAUCGGCAUCCCUCCGGCAAAUGGGGUCAUUCCACAAUCACCGAUGCAUACCAAGAGCUUGGCUACCCUCAAACAUCAACUUCUUCGUAAUCGACUGGUUGCAACAGCACGCAAAUGUAUAAGAAAGAAUGCUAGCUUGGGACAAUUGUAUGGAAAUAUGCAAGAAGCCUAUCAGCAAAUGCAGACCCCUUUAGUUUACCAGGAGCCUUCAGCUAGAGGACUACAUGAACUAAAAGAAUCAACCGUUCAAGCUGCUACGUGUACAGGCAACAUCGAUGCCCCUAUUGACGAAACUUUGUUUGAUAUCGAGAAAGAGAUUGAUGAUCUAUUGCCUGUUGAAGUAAAAGAACAGCGUCUCAGCAACUUGCUUCAAGCCACCAUGGUAGGAGGAUGUGUUGCAGCAAUGCCUAUCCUUAAAAUGAUCCCGACUUCAGUCCUCUGGGGCUACUUCGCAUUCAUGGCUAUCGAAAGCUUACCGGGUAACCAAUUUUGGGAAAGGAUCUUAUUGCUCUUCACUGCACCAAGCAGAAGAUACAAGGUCCUUGAGCAGCAACAUGCAACCUUUGUGGAAACUGUUCCAUUCAAGACUAUUGCAAUGUUCACCAUUUUCCAAACGGCGUAUCUGCUCGUAUGUUUCGGUCUAACCUGGAUUCCGAUCGCCGGGGUUAUGUUUCCUUUAAUGAUCAUGCUUUUAGUACCAGUAAGACAAUACGUCCUGCCCAAGUUUUUCAAAGGGGCGCAUCUUUAUGACUUGGAUGCCGCAGAGUAUGAAGAGGCACCCGCUUUGCCAUAUAAUCUUGCCACAGAGACAGAGCUGGGACAAGGAGCAGCCUAUGCAGGGGACAGUGAGAUAUUAGAUGAAGUUAUUACAAGAAGCCGGGGUGAAUUCAGACAUACUUGCAGUCCUAAAAUCACAAGCUCCACUGCAACGCCAGCAAAUGGCCCGAGAAGCCAUCAAAGCCCGCGGCUCUCAUGUAAUAGCCCUCGUCUGAAUGAGCUGAAAGGAGAGAGAAGCCCUCGGGCUAGUGGAAAUGGAUCACACAGUCCAAGGACUGGGGAGCUGAAACCAUCUAAUCUGGGGAAAAGUCCUCUUAACCGAGGAUCGAAUUAGUGGGGAUCUUUGUCGAAUAUUCUGAUAAAUUCUGUUGGUAUAAUGUGUUUUUUAAAAUGGUUUUUCAUUUCCCAGUCUUUUGUUUUGAGUGUGUUAAUUGGCUUGGCUUAACAGAACUGUAAAAUGUUCCCUCUUCCUUCUUAUAUCCCAUUUUCAUAUGUAACAAAAGAUUCCAUUUGCUUUUCUUGCCAGAAAUAUAUAAUACUUAAAACAUAUUUUUUGCUUGAAAA